Molecule: messenger RNA, 1356 nt
Organism: Protopolystoma xenopodis
Lineage: Eukaryota; Metazoa; Platyhelminthes; Monogenea; Polystomatidea; Polystomatidae
Source: the annotation of a GenBank genome assembly
AUGGGGAUUGCAAAAACUCAAAUGUGCAACAGGCAUGCGUAUGUGCAUGUUUGGGUUUAUUUGAGUUUCAGUAUCUUCGAGGCCGUGUUUCUCCGAGCCGGUCUGGCCAAAUUGAUGACAAUGACGACAGACUUGUUUGCUGCUUCAAGAGGAUUGAGUAGACGGGUUGACUGGACUGUGGAUUCGUUUUGGUUCGAUCCAUCCAAAUUGACCCUGACAACCACUCGGUUGCCCGACAGCCCCGGCUGCGCCGGCAAGCAAUGUCCGCCCGACAACGUCUGCCAAAUGGUUGCCGGGACUCCGACUUGUCGGUGCCCCGACGCCUGCCUCCCGCAGGACGAGGCCUCGGGGCCGGUGUGCAGCCGCGAGGGGCGAGUGUACGCGAACCGCUGUCUCUUGACGCACAAGCGCUGCCGCGCCCUGAGCACCUUCCCCUACGACGAGGUGGCCUGUCCCGAGGCCGGCGCCGGGUCUCGGAGCCAGGCCUCGAGCGCGGCCCGUUGGUCGACCGAGCCCGCCUCUCCGCCACUCUUCGUCUGCAGCCCCGCCAACGGCCACCCGACUCCGGCCACUUUGCCGGCCGCCUCGCCGUCCGCGGCUAACGCCAACGGCGACGGCGACGGCGACGUCAACGGCGACGACAGCCUGCGCUUCUACACGCAAUCGGAGCUGGCCGGCGCGCCGGCCAAACGGCCGCGACAGCGCUCCUCCUCGUUGCGACUGCGCUCGCGACGCGCCAGCGGCUCGCGCCAGACCACCUCGCGACCCUCCACCGACGCCGGCCUCGCCGACAGCGUCGUCCAAUUCGUCCGGCUCUCGUCGACGCUCGACGCGUCGCCGUCCGAGCCGCGACUCUUGCGCUUCCGUCGGGCCACGCAUCUGCACAUGCGGCUGCACACGCCUCGACCGACCGACAGACGUCGACUCGACGUCGACGCCGACGCCGACGGCGAGGGCGAAUCGGAUGCAGUCGGGCUGCGGGGCUCACGGCUGCGUCGGGAUGUGGCCCCGGCUUCGGACGGUAGCGUCGGGACGAGGCGAAACGACGUCCAGCCGGUGCAGGUGCUCUGCCAGCCCGGCUUCCACUGCCUCAUUCGACAGUUCAACGCCAUGCCGGCCUGCGAGCCGGACUACUCCGAGCCGAGUCCCGGCUGCGCCAUCAACUACUUCCCGCCGGAGGGCGUCUGCGGAGUCGACAAUCUGUGGUACCCGACCACCUGCCACCUCGUCAAGGCCAGCCAGCUGCGGCAGAUGGAGAUUCUCAUCGCCUAUGUUGGAAAGUGUCAAGGUAACACGCUUUUUCCUCCGCCUCCCUGUCACCAGGGCCAUUCUCUUGGCGGGCCAUGCAAGAGUUAG